Messenger RNA from Eurytemora carolleeae, 1390 nucleotides. RefSeq lists its product as uncharacterized. NCBI's taxonomy places the organism in Eukaryota, Metazoa, Arthropoda, Copepoda, Calanoida, Temoridae. The record is from RefSeq and is a predicted model, not a curated record. The transcript is spliced from 14 exons. Bases 142 to 1296 code for a protein of 384 amino acids.
AUUUUUGAAGCGUUCUGUCAUAUUUAUUUCUUCAUUAAAUUGAGUGGUUUUCUAAAGAUUAAAAAAAAACCUUUACGUUUAAUUUUUUUUCAACUAAACUAUAGUUUCUGUAACCUGUGGAUAUUCUCGAAACGUUGUUUCAUGUUUAUUUUUCCAUUAACUAAUAUAGCAAUCCUUUUCUCUUCAUUCAGUCAAAGGCUGGCAGAUUAUAGACGGAGGAAGGUAAUCGUUGAAGAGGAGAUUUCUGCAGCAUCUGGAUUAGUAGAAUUGGAUCCUGAUGAUGAGGCAGUUCUAACUAAAAGGUUCAUUCUACAAUACGGAUUGAUGAAUUCUUUGAAACCCUGCACUGCUAUUCUAGAGGGUGGUAAUAAUGAUAGCAGUGAAUCACAGAAAAUGGAAAACCAAAAUACUGAAGAAAGACGACACACUGGAGAUUGUAUUGAAUUGAAGGAACUCUCAACAUCUUCUAAAAGACAACUGUACUCGAUGAAGAAACAGGUAUCUUUUGAUGCAAACCCAGAGGAACAUAUUUUUAUUGAUAAUGAGAUUGUGAAUACAAAGAACGGUAGCGAAGUGAAGAAGGAGAAGUUGGAAACCCUUCUAACAAUUAAUCCGAAGAGUUCCUCGGAAGUAACAGUAUCAAUACACUCUGAGGAACCUACAGCUCCAGAAAAAUCAACAACUACAAAGAUGAGUGUAUCUGAACCAGAUGAGGAUCUCAAGAUUGAACCUGGAGAUAUUAGGAAAAUUAGUAUAAUGUGGGGUCUGAGCUUUAUCUAUGGAAUACUAGAUGAACAGAUUAGUGGGAAAUCACCAAACUGUUUUAUAUCAGACAGUUUAGAGUCUAGGAUGCAUCAGGCGUCUAUUGUACUGAGUAUCGUGAUACCUCUCAUAUUAGGACCUUGUCUUGCAGUUAUCGGACAGAUAAUUCUUCUGAUCCUUGAGGUAACUUUAGAAAGAAGAAAAAUCACCACAAACAGUAGCUCGAGGGAAGAAUUUAGUUUUAGGAGUGGAGUGCUUGAUAUUCUACUAUGUGUACUACAUGCUUGUAGUUUCUCUGUACACCUGGGAUUGGCGGAUUAUCUGUAUCCAAACCAAAUAUCUUUAUUCCACUACACCCUGCUCAAAUAUAUCAUAGGAUACAGCUACCUUUUUCUCUUCCCAAUAAUACUCAUUAUCUUUCAAAAAGAUGUGGCUUCAUCUGUAGUACGAGUCUACCAUGAAACCUCAGCAUCUACAGAAUUAACGGAAUCUCAGAAAAUUCAAGAAAUUAUUGAAGAAAUGGCAAUUAAAUAAACUUAUAACUGUAUAAUAAAACACGUUGAACUAAAUCAAAUUAAACGUAGAAUUGAAAUCUUAUAAACCCUCUUAUUGAAGAGCUAUAAUUGAG